This is a messenger RNA of Bathycoccus prasinos, 1206 nucleotides long. RefSeq lists its product with no specific name. Gene Ontology annotation, cellular component: sno(s)RNA-containing ribonucleoprotein complex. The record is from RefSeq and is a predicted model, not a curated record. Gene Ontology annotation, molecular function: RNA binding. The coding region runs from base 1 to 1206 and encodes 401 amino acids. The transcript has a single exon. Lineage: Eukaryota; Viridiplantae; Chlorophyta; Mamiellophyceae; Mamiellales; Bathycoccaceae. Gene Ontology annotation, biological process: pseudouridine synthesis; ribosome biogenesis; box H/ACA snoRNP assembly.
AUGACGACGACGGGAGGAAGCACCACCGUGAGACCAUCAACAGCGGCCCCGGAUAUUUUAGCGGCGGCGGAAGCGGCUGGAGUGUACGACAAAAACGUUAAAGAUUAUGAUGACGAUGGGGAAAAAAAAGAAGGGGAAGACGACGAAGAAGAAGAAGAAUCGGACGGGUACGAAUUCGGCGACGAGGAGACGGCGAUGGCGAAGAAAUUAUUGGCGAAAGAUGAACAGAGAAGGAAUGGAGGUGGGGAUUCGUCGUCGAGUUCGGAGUGGUCGAGUUCAGAGGACGACGACGACGCGGAAAUCUUAGACGCCGCAGAGCUUCCAAAUUGGUUGAAAGAUAUUAAAGAAACUGGACGAGAGAGAGAAAAAGCCGACGAGGAAGACGUGGACGCGACGAAUAUUUCGCCGCCGAGGACCAAAAAUGAAAUCGUAAACCACGUUCCGGAGAUGCCGGACGUGCCUGAGAUUGGUGCCGAGGAAGAGAUUGAACUCGUGGGUCAGAUAGUUUCCGUCGUCGGCGACGUGUGCGUCGUCGCGAGCGAAAAGGAAGACCAGGCGCCUCUGGACGAAACCACGCCGUUGUGUUCGGAAGAGAGAUUUGGAUUGGGUUUUGUCGAGGAGGUGUUUGGACCAAUCACGAAACCGAUGUAUACCAUGCGGUACGAUAAGAAGAAGUGUAAGAGCGCGAACGCGCCGGAAAAGAUGACGGUAGGCGUGAAGAUAUUUUGCGUGCGAUCGAUGAAAAAGACGCUGAUGCCAGAAAAGUUGUAUUCGAAAGGGUACGACAACAGCGGGGCGAACGACGAGGAGAUUGAUGACGACGGCGAGUUUAGCGACGACGAGGCAGAAGCGGAAGCGAAGAGGAAGAAGAAUCCGAAACAGAGGAAAAGAAAGGAGAAAGAGGGUGGCGGAGGAGUUUCGGCGUCGAAACUUUGGGAGGGGUUUGUGCCGAAACAUCAACUUCCCGGACACCAGCACCAGCAACCGAUUCAACCUCCGAUUGGACAGAUGGCGUUUAUGGGUGGGAUGAACGUAGGUGCGCCAGCACCAGGAAUGAUGAUGAUGAUGCAACAACCACAAAUACCCCCGCAAAUGGUAGUUUCGCAGCAAUCCGGUGUCUUGCGAGUUCCGGUGCCCGGCGUCGACUUUAUUCCUCCGCCCGGCGAUUCAGUCAACGCACCUCCACCGCCCCCACCGCCGAAGUAA